Molecule: messenger RNA, 4153 nt
Organism: Cervus elaphus (red deer)
Lineage: Eukaryota; Metazoa; Chordata; Mammalia; Artiodactyla; Cervidae
Gene: TRMT9B
Product: tRNA methyltransferase 9B (putative)
Exons: 6
Coding region: 1302-2639 (445 amino acids)
Biological process (GO): tRNA wobble uridine modification
Cellular component (GO): nucleus; cytoplasm
Molecular function (GO): tRNA binding; S-adenosylmethionine-dependent methyltransferase activity
Source: RefSeq, a predicted model, not a curated record
AGGCGGGGACAGAGGUGGGGGCGGGGAGCCGCGCCGAUCGUCCGGAGGCCCGCGAGCCCAGGGAAGCUCGCACCCGGGCCGCGGCGAGGGGAAGCGCUGGCGGAGGGACGGCCCCGGGCUCUGCCCCAGGCCUCCGGGGGCCGCGCGGCAACUUCUCUUUGGAAGCCCCGGGGGCGCGCGGGCGCGCGCUCCCAUGGGGGCACGCGCGUCCCCGGAGCCCGGCUCCCCCGCGCGCCCUCCGUCUGUCUUUUUUUUCCCCCCCAUCGCCUUCAUUCUCACACUCUAAAGUAGGUCACCGGUUGGAAGUUACACCCGAUGCAGACCCUGGCUUUGAUGCAAAGGCAGCUUUUCCGCCUCGGCUUCGGGGCGUGGGGGGUGGGGCGCGAAAUGCAUUGCAACUAUUCGGUUCCGUAGAGCUGCCCGCCCCCAUACCUCGCGGCCAGCGCCGGCGACCGUGGCGUUGACCGUGGUCCGCAGAGUGGGGAGGCGGGGAGCCUCCCUUCCACCCUAGUUGGGCCGGCCCCGCGCCUGUCCUCCCCGCCUCGGGUCCGGAGGAGGGGGCGCGACAGGUCGCCUCCCGAGCUCUCCGGCGUCCGCGUCCCUGGUCUGACCGCCUGGGGUGAGUGCCUGUUCUUCCGCGGUCACUCCAGUCGCCGAGGGUGACCUGCUUACCUUGAAAACUUAGACGUGGUCCUAACAGCGGAGCCUGGCUUGCAGGAAGGGACUGCCGGGAUGGGCUUCGGAUGUGACACCAGAUAAAUCAGAACCCAGAGCUGCAGGCGACCUGUUUCGUGUCUAAAGAACCUGUGUUCCCUGCGAAGACUCACACGGAGCGGCUCACCGUGGGAAAGGACCUCGCUGUUUGAUUCUCCUCCCACUAAACUGCGUUUACAUUACACACCGAGAAAAUUAUGAGCAACAACUGUCACUCUCUGAGGGUGGAAACUGCCAUGAAUCAAAAAGACAAGAAGUAAUUUUCUGUAAUCACAAGAUGACUCAGGCUGGCACUGCUUCCAACAGGACACAGGAUCCCAGGGGUCUGUUGCCAGGACUCCAGCCAGAGUCCUUCCAUCUGUGGGAGCCAAGUCCUGCUGGGACUCUGGAUGGCGCAGCACCUCUCUUCCACCGCGGAACCCUCUAAGGUCCAUGCUGUGAUCAUGAAGAUGCAUUCAAGUCUGAAAUAACUAAAGUCCUUCGCCUGCAAAACAAACUCUUCCUCAAGCAAGAGGGGAUCUGUUGGGAGUAUACCAAGUAGCUAAUAGAAUAGGAAAAACGAAAAACAAAACAAACCUCAGGAAAGGAUGGACCAUGCGGCCGCCCAGCUGGAGAAGCAGCACGUGCAUGAUGUGUACGAGAGCACCGCACCCUACUUCAGCGACCUGCAGAGCAAGGCCUGGCCCCGAGUCCGUCAGUUCCUCCAGGAGCAGAAGCCAGGCAGCCUCAUCGCCGACAUAGGUUGUGGGACUGGGAAGUAUCUGAAAGUGAAUAGCCAGGUCUACACCAUGGGCUGUGACUACUGCGCACAGCUGGUGGAGAUUGCCCGGAGCAGAGGCUGUGAAGUCAUGGUGUGUGACAACCUCAACCUCCCCUUUAGGGAUCGGCGCUUCGACGCCAUCAUCUCCAUAGGCGUCAUACAUCAUUUCUCUACAAAACAAAGGAGAAUCAGAGCCAUCAAAGAAAUGGCCAGGAUCCUAGUUCCUGGAGGCCAGCUGAUGAUUUAUGUUUGGGCCAUGGAACAGAAGAACCGGCACUUUGAGAAGCAAGACGUGCUUGUUCCAUGGAACAAAGCCUUGUGCUCCCAAGCCCUCUCGGAAGCCGGCCCGCCGGGGAGAAGGAGAGGCCCCCCCCAGCACCCGCCCUGCUCCGCCUGCCGCUGCUCCGAGUGUUUCGAGGGGCGCCCUGACUCGAAGCGGUCCCACAGCGUGGACUGCGACGCCGUCCUGGCUGGCACCUGCUGCGCAAAUACUUCCGAGGAAGGCGAGGAAGAAAACGGAUUCUAUAACACGCUGGGGAAAUCGUUUCGCUCCUGGUUUUCCUCUAGAUCUCUGGAUGAAUCCACUCUGAGGAAGCAAAUUGAAAAAGUGAGGCCCCUGAAAAACACAGGAAGUUGGGCCAAUAGCACGAUAUCCAUCCAGCCUUCAAGACACUCAAGUUUCGACUUGGGUCAUCCAGAGACUUUGUCCACGGGAGAGCAAAAUGCAGAUGAGGAAGUGUUUGUGGAGCCGUCUCAAGGACCUCUGGAGUGGCUGAGGGCGCCCACCACAUGCAAACAGCUAAAUGGAGACCAUCCUGGAGUCAUGAGGAGAAACGGAGAUGGGAAUUUUCUGGGUGGCACCAAUGCUAAGAACUGUGUGGAUGAAGAUAAUGUAGAAGAGGGCACCGCUUCUGGUAGUAAAUUAUGGAGGAGGGUUUCUGCAGCAGAUUCCACAGACUCCAACCCAGGGGACGCCAUUUCUGUCGAAGAACAACAGCCCGAUGUUUUGGAUUCCAGAGCCUUUAUGCGUUAUUACCACGUGUUUCGAGAAGGUGAGCUCUGUGGCCUGCUGAAGGAGAGUGUGUCGGAGCUCCAUAUUCUGAGCUCUGGGAAUGACCAUGGAAACUGGUGUGUCAUCGCAGAGAAGAGGGAGAGCUGUGACUGACGGGCUCAUCUCAGACACGGCCUCCAAAAGAGGGACCGCGUUCUUCUCACGGGGUGUGUGAGGUGGUCCCUGGAACUGGCAUCCAAUGCUGUUAUCUGGUCUGUGUUUAAUCCAUUUAUUCUGGUCUGUAGAGACUAUGAAUUCAGCAUCUUUUCAGUCAAGCGCAGUGGUUGGCUAUCUAAAGCAUCUGACAAAGUCUUUACGGUUAAAGGUUAAUAGAAGAGAUCUGAAGAAGCAAUAGAACAUGAACUCCAAUAUGGCCGAAUUGCUCUAACAAUACAUGUUUACACGCUUUUCAGUAUUAUAUAGUGAUUUCAAAAGAUUCUGCUUUUAAGUAUACCUUGUAAAAACAUCAUUUGUAUGCAGUAAGGGGGCAAUUCCUAGCUCUAGUUAUAAUUUACCACUGCACAAAUGUGAUAAAUUAUUUCAUGGCCAAGGCCUUGCUUCUGCUUAAAGUCUUUAGAAAGGUGAGAGACAGUAGAGAGAGACAAGCAGGGUUCUGAGAACUUUUCCAAAUGCUAAAUGAACUUGCUUCAAGGUAAGUAAAACACAAGGUUUUUGAUGUUGCCCAGAAGGCUUUUAAAGGCACGGUCAGCAUGCAGAGUAGAUAUGUGGGCACUAGAAGACAUUGCAAGUUAUCCAGGAGGUAUUUUUCCAACCUUAUUAGAAGCAGGAGUAUCCAGUCACAGAAAGUCCAAGACUGACUACUGAAUUUUCAUCUGGAAUGAUGCUUUUCUUAUGCACUGAAGGGAUAUUUAGAAAAUAAAAAUCUGGUUGAAGCAGCAUUUUAUUUUGGUUCUCGAAACAAGUAGAUCAUUAAGGAGCACGAUAUUUGGACUUGGUGGAGGGCUAACUACUGGAUUUUUAAAAAUAAUAUCUGGGCAUUUAUCCCCUUGAAAGGGACUACAUUUUAAUGGUUAUAGUAAGAAUGUAGACAAUCAAAUCUUACUAAUUAAAGGUUCAAUUUCUGCCACUUUAUAGACAAAUGGAUAGCUGGGCACUGCCUGAUCACCACUUCUGUUUAGUUUUAACCAUGGAUCUGUUUAUAUCCAUGUCAUGGAUACUGAGACAUAGCUAUGAUUAGGAAAAGCAGGCAUGAGUUGACCCAGGAAUACAGUCUCAGACAGUUCCUUAAUGAGGAGAGAAUCAACACUUGACAAAAGUCUUUUUACUGUAUGGGCUACUAUAAACCUGGAGGAUACCCAAUUCUUGUUUUGCUUUCCACUGAAAUUACUAAAAUAGUGUAACUUUUUCCCUUCAGUGAUUGUGUUCUAACUAAAAAUACUGAUGAUACUUUCAAAGAAGUUUAAAGGAUUAUUUUUAAUGUGCAUCUGAAAGUACUGAAGUUUAUUUUAUUACUCUCUUGGCUUCAAAAUAAGAUUGUGUCAUCACCUUUUUGGUUGAUGAGGUUGUUGGGUGGAAAUGAGAUCUAUGAUUUGUAUUGUUCUGCACACAGUCUGCAUUAGAGGGACAAUAAAAACAAACAUAAAAGUGGAAUAUAAAUUAAAAUUUAA